CUACAAACCAACAACAAAAAGACAACCCAAUUUUAAAAUGGGUCGGGGCGAGAAUCGCGGCGGGUGGCGGGUCUGAGUCGCGGCCGGGAGAACUCGUUCGGUCCUCCUUAAGCGGGAGGCGGCGGGGAGCUCUGGGCGGGGCUCUGCGGCUCCGCCCUCGGGUGGCCUUUUCCUUAGAAGGCGAAGCCCCAGGCCUCGCCUCUCACCGGCUGGGAGUUGCGCGGUGGGUCCCGCCGCCCUCGCCCCUGACGCCGCGGGCCAGAGCCUCUGGGAGCGCGGGAACUCCGCGGACCUGGCACUUCGGGCUCGGGCGGACACCCGGGGGCGCCGGCCGGGGCGCGCGCCGUCGUUCGUGUGAGUGGAAGGAUCGAGAUCCUCCUGAAGCCAGAACGCCUCGCCAGCCCCGCGCUCUCGACAUGCGGCGGCAGAGGUGCAGCGGCCCUCGUCCGCGUCCCCGCCAUGGAGGUGCUGCGGCGCUCCUCAGUACUCGCCGCGGAGAUUAUGGACGCCUUUGACCGCUCGCCCACCGACAAGGAGCUGGUGGCCCAGGCCAAGGCGCUGGGCAGGGAGUUUGUGCACGCGCGGCUGCUGCGCGCCGGCCUCUCCUGGAGCACGCCUGAGCGCGCUGCGUUGGUCCCUGGCGGCCGCCUGGCAGAGGUGUGCGCAGUGCUGCUGCGCUUGGGGGAUGAGCUGGAGCUGAUACGGCCUGGCGUCUACCGCAACGUGGCUCGCCAGCUGCACAUCUCACUCCAGUCUGAGCCCGUGGUGACCGACGCAUUUCUGGCUGUGGCAGGCCACAUAUUCUCUGCAGGCAUCACUUGGGGCAAGGUGGUGUCCUUGUAUGCAGUGGCUGCGGCGCUGGCUGUGGACUGUGUGCGGCAGGCUCAGCCUGCCAUAGUCCAUGCCCUUGUUGACUGCUUGGGGGAAUUCGUGCGCAAGACCCUGGCAGUCUGGCUGCGGAGGCGCGGCGGAUGGACGUUCUAAAGUGUGUGGUCAGUACGGACCCAGGCCUCCGCUCCCACUGGCUUGUGGCCACGCUCUGCAGCUUCGGCCGCUUCCUGAAGGCUGCCUUCUUCGUGCUGUUGCCAGAGAGAUGAGCUGCCCCUAGGCCUCUGGGUGCAACACAGGAGGCCCCCAGUGCCUGGAACCUGACCCUCGGCCCAUCCCUGCAGACCCUCUGGGAGGGGUGAGUGGAGAAGAGCUCCCCUGAGUCUGGAGCUGGCUUCAGGGCCAGCCCAUGGCCCUCUCCUCACUCCCCUUCUCCUGGAACUCCCAUGUCUCCCCUUUUCUUUCUGGGACCAGAAAAUUGGGGUCAACUCCCAGGCCCCAAUGGAAGGAGCCUGGGCAUGCCAUGCUCUCACUUGACAACUUGCGGCCCCUCCCAGGAUACAUCCAAUUUAAAGACAAGUUUAGCCUGGAACUAAACUUGUUCCAGGAAAGCUGGUGGGACUUACCCUGUAAACACAGCAAAGAAGGAAUUAAGCUGGCUGCUUAAUUCCAUCUUUGGAAGGAGUGUGACCCCCACCGGUGACAGGGUCUUUCUGUGGUGGGGACCAGGCUGUGGGGCUCUGUGCUGAUGCUUCUGACCAGUGAAUGGGAAACCCUGUGGAUGAGAACGAGUCUACACGACUCUGCGGGGGUGAGUGUGAGCCCAGCAGCUUCCCUUGUGCUUAUCCUCACACGACCAUGCAGGGACCUGUUGGGGUCGCCAAAGGACUCAUGGCUGGUAACCCAGCCCCUUGGGGAGCACAGGAGACCCCAAGCCACCCUAGCAGCCUUCCCUGAGCCCUAGGUGGGCAUGGCACUCAAGCAGUGGCUGUUCCCCUAUAGCUCACCAUGGUUGGGCCCUGGAAUGCAGCCUGGCCUGGCAGCUGGCCUCCCCACACUGCCAGGCUGCGUGCUAGGGAGGGCUGUGCAGGAAGUCAGCCCCAGGUGCAGGUGGAGCUUAAGGGUAGAGGCUGGUAAUAAACCCAGUAGAACAUUUUCAUUUUAGACUAAGUACCUCUCUAGUAUAAGGCUUCUACCUGGAAAUUGGAAAAGGGGUGGAGGGUUUGCAGGAAAAUAAUCAGGUGGGGAGCAGGGGUUGGAGAUGGGCUUCCCCAGUCUACAGGUGAAAGGCAUCUGCCUGUCACCAGUGACAGGCAGAGUGCAAAGCCCCACCCCCCGCAUCAUGCAGCUCUGGGGAGGACCCAGCACUGCCAUUGGGGCUCCUGGUUAAGUGCUCAGAAAAGGCAGAGUUUGGAGUGGCUCAGAACUCUGGUUAAGCUAGGGUAUAGUGGGACUCCUGGUCCUAAAUGCAGUGGGUGAAUUAGAAAGGGUGAGCUCAGUGGUUAGGGUGCCGGCCAUAUGCACUGGGGUUGGUGGGUUUGAACCCGGCCUAGGCCUGCUAAACAAUGAUAACAACAACAAAAAAAUAGCCAUGGCUUGGCGCCUGUAGCACAGUGGUUACAGCAUCAGCCAUAUACACGGAGGCUGGUGGGUUAGAACCCAGCCCAGGCGAGCUAAACAAUGACAACUGAAACAAAAAAUAGCCAGGUAUUGUAGUGGGUACCUGUAGUCCCAGCUACUUGGGAGGCUGAGGCAAGAGAAUUGCUUAUGCCCAAGAGUUUGAGGUUGCUGUGAGCUGUGAUACCACUGCACUCUAGCGAGGGCAACAUAAUAAAACUCUGUCUCAAAAGAAAAAAAGGGUGAACUCAGAAAUUCAGAUUCCCAGCUCCAGUGCCACAUGAAUAACCGGAAAAUUGCUAGAUCUUCCCUGAGGGAAACUCAUCUUGAGCUGCAGGGUUGAGUGUGGAAAAUCAAACCUAGAUCUCUGAGUGGCUGGUGACAAGCUGGACUCCCAGCCUCACAGUGUCCACUGCUAAUGUGGGGGUACCGACAGAGGAGGAAAGGGGUCCCGCUAUCAGGGUGCAUGUGUAAGAAGAGCCAGCUGGAGGUGUAGACCGGCCUCUCUGCUCCAGCCAAGGAGCCCAGCCUUGUACUACCUGAGGAAGUUCGUGGUGAGGCCCACCCACCCCUGCUCUGGAACUGUAACCAGACUCAGGCUAUUGUGACCUGCACCCCAAGAGAACUCUGGUUUUCAGUUUAUACAGAGUCCUGGGAACGUGAGGGGAUUCAUGCUGAGGUUGUGGGGGAACAGUGGAAUGAACAAAGAAUUGCAUCAGGCUGAACAAACUGAUAUGGACUCACACACAGAGUUUCUGCAUUUAAUGUUGCAGCUGGUGGAGGUUAGGAGGGCUCUAAAUGGUUGGCAGAAACAUGGGCCAAAAUGUGGCCCAUCAGGGACAGAAUGGAAAUGCCUGGUCUCCCUUGGCUCAGAGCAGUGAUUUUCAACCAGUGUGCUGUGAAAACUUUUAAAGAUGAUUAAUUAGGGUGGCACCUGUGGCUCAAAGGGGUAGGGCGCUGGCCCCAUAUGCCAGAGGUGGCUGGUUCAUACCCAGCCCUGGCCAAAACUGCAAAAAAAAUUAAUUAAUUAAUUACAUUAAAAUAAAUAAAAAUAAAAAGAAAGUAGAUACCAUUUAAAAAAAUGAUUAUUUUUGAAAGAUGUUCAAAGCACAGUAAGUAUAUUCUUUCUUUUACUUUUUUCUUGAUCAGCAUAAUUUAAGUGUGUUGCAGAAGUUUAACUAUAGGUUCAAAUGUGCUGUGAAAUAAAAGGUUGAAACACUGGCCUAGAGGAAGGGAUUCAAAGGCUUAGGGAGAUUGGAAUACUAGAGUGAAUGUCUCCAUCCCUUUGUAGCCCUCCCUCUCCUCCCCCUGCAAGGCCUCCCCUCUCCCUCCUCUCCCUGCAGGCCUCUCCUUCCCCCCUUCCCCCCCUUCCCCCUGCAGCCCUUCUUCCAGUGCAGCGCUCCCCCUUCCUUUUUCCCUAUGGCGCUGCUUUUUCCUCUUAAAUCUGCAGCCCUCCUCCUGCCAGGCCAUUCUCAUCAUCUCUCAGAACCCAGCCCUCACAUCAGAGACCCUCCUUGACAAGGAGGUUUCUGGGGAGAGCGCCAGGCCCAGGAAUCUGGGUCAGAAGGACCUCAUGCGUGACAUGGGAAGUGAGUGCCAGAUCCUGACAGGGCCACUGCCCUCAGCUGUUUCCCUUUUGCACAGUGAUGCUCUGGACACCGGUGGCCAAAUCUAGUAUGAUGUGGUGUGAAGUAUGGGGUGUUUUGGGGAUCUCCUACCCGUCUGAUGUAGGCUGCCUCCCACCACCAGAGAGCUCACGUGCACACUCCCCCAGGUGCACACUCAUGCCUGCUCUCGUGUACCAGAACAAAUGCCAGGUUGCUCCACAGCUCUGUCCUCACUGUCCAGUACAUCUUGACCCUUUUCACUUUUGCCUCCCAUAUGCCGUCUGUCCCUCUGGGCAAGGCUUGCCUUGGGGCUGGGCUUCCUGCCUGCUUUCUUUUUUUUUUUUUUUGAGACAGAAUCUCACUUGUCACCCUUGGUAGAGUGCCGUAGCAUCAUAACUCGCAGCAACCUCAAAAUCUUGGGCUCAAGCGAUUGUCUUGCUGUAGCCUCCCGGGUAGCUGGGACUACAGGCGCCUGGCAGAAUGCCCACUACUUUUUGAGACAGGAUCUGGCUCUUGCUCGGGCUAGUCUCAAACCCAUGAGCUCAGGCAAUCCACCUGUUCAGCUUCCCAGAGUGCUGGGAUCACAGGCGUGAGCCACCAUGCCCGGCCUCCCAGAAUGCUAGGAUUACAUGCGCCCAGCCUGGCUUCCUGCUUUCUUACACAGGGACAUUCUCCUCCCAAAGCCUGUUUGAUGCUGGGUCAGGCCACAGGGCAAUCAGUGCUGAAAGGUGGGCACAUGGCCUCUCUCAGCCUCAUUUUCCCCCUCCAUACAAGAUGGAAUUGAGGUGAUGUCUUAUAGGCUUGCCCUCCUGUCCAGUCUCCUGUGAGCUGGAGCCCAGUGGACAGGCCCCUGUGCACCUGUCCUCACCCUGUUGUCUCCCCCACCGCCUGCCUCUACCCUGCUGCCUCCUUCCUUCAAAGCCCUUCCUGCUCCAGUCAAGGUGCCCAGCCCCAGGUCAGCAGGAGGUGGGAGGGAAAGGAGGGAGCAGCAAAGGUGGGGGGGGAAUGGGGGAGGUGGGGGAAGGGCGGCACAGCUGCCCUGUGAGCUCCCAUCAGAUGAUGGUGUAUUUCCAGCACAAGAAAGCAAGUUACAAACACAGAAGCAGAAAAGCAGCAGGAUAUGAAGCAGCAGAGGCCAGUGGUCUGCAGCAUCAGCUGGGAGAUAAAUGGAGGAAAUGACCCAUUUCUAAUAGCAACAAAAAGAUACAAUCCCUAGAUGUGAGGAACACUUAAAUGUACCUUAAAGACACUAAAGUGUCCCCCAAAAGUCCAGGUCGUAGAAACUUGGUUCCCAAGACAAUGGUGCUGAGGUGGGGCCCUUGGGAGGCGGCUGGACCUGAGAAUGGAGUAAUUCACAGGGAUUGGGCUGGUACCCAUAGGGAGGGUCUCUCCAGGCUCCUGGCCCUGGGACCCUGGCACUACUGGGGAGAGUUCUCACCAUCAAGAAAGCCGGCACCAGAUGCAGCCUGCAUCCUGUGGGUCCCAAUCUCUAGAAGUGUUAAAUAACUUUCUUUCCUUUAUAAAUUACCUAGUCUGUGGUGUUCAGUGAUAGCAACAGAAGACAAACGAUACCAUGCUCUGGAUGAGAAAACUAUGUCAUAAAGAAGACGGUCUCCAUAUGUAGUAUUUAUAAAUUUAAUAUAACCCUUAUAAAAAUACCCUGGAUCUAAAUAAGCUAAUCAUAAAGUUCACAGGAAAGAGACGGCAGAGUGCACACUUAAGAAUGCAGAAAGUAGCCAGGAAACCCCUGGAAAAGGGAGGAACUAGUACCGCCUCCCACUGAACCACUGCCUGAGUCUCUGUCAUUGAACUGUAGCCUGGGAUACAGGAAAUCCAGACAAAGACUCUAAUGCCCAGAAAAUUAAGUCUGUGAGAAAGGUGGUCUCCUCCUCCUCAGGGAGGAGAAGAUGGCACUGCUAGUAAAUGUUGAGACAACUGUUAACCCCUUGGAAAAGACGAAAAUGGAUCUGUACUCCAUAUCACACGAAGACAAAUUCCAAAUGCAUUGAAGGCUAAAUAUAUGAGAAAAAGUACUAGAAAAAAUAGUGAAUUAUGUUGUUACCAGGAAGUGGGCAAAAUCUUCCUAAAUGUGAUUUAAAACCCAGUAACAAUAAAAGACAAAAUAUAAACUGGAAAACAAUGUCUAUAAAAUUGAAUGUUU
Messenger RNA from Nycticebus coucang (slow loris), 6213 nucleotides. It is a transcript of the gene BOK, whose product is annotated as BCL2 family apoptosis regulator BOK. Gene Ontology annotation, molecular function: protein homodimerization activity; protein heterodimerization activity. NCBI's taxonomy places the organism in Eukaryota, Metazoa, Chordata, Mammalia, Primates, Lorisidae. Gene Ontology annotation, biological process: intrinsic apoptotic signaling pathway in response to DNA damage; regulation of apoptotic process; extrinsic apoptotic signaling pathway in absence of ligand. The coding region runs from base 460 to 984 and encodes 174 amino acids. The transcript has 5 exons. Gene Ontology annotation, cellular component: mitochondrial outer membrane. The record is from RefSeq and is a predicted model, not a curated record.